GAGAAUUUUAAUCACGCUGGUGCACAAUUCACUACUUUUGUACUAAAUUACGAUAAUUUCUUAUUUUGGACUGGACUGCGUGUGGAUAAAACAAGCAUUCAGCCAUACGCCUCGAUCAAUCACUCCACAACCUGCCGAGAAUCCCGCACACCCUACCGACCGGCACAGGCCCACAGCGACAUGGUGCUCAAGCAGAAAACGCCGCCAGACUCCACCACUUCCCCCUCCUCAUCUCCGUCCCAAAUGGCGGGCUUCGUGCGCGUGGAGGAAGACGGCGAGAAACAGCGCAAGCGCUCGCUGUCAGCGUCGUCGCCGUGCUCUGUGGCCACUCCCGAGGGCCGCGCGAGUGCUAAGAGCAAGGUGUUCUCUCGUUGGCUCUACGGCGUUCUGCGCGGCGACACGCUGCUGCUCUACUGGCGCCGCACCGACUACAAGCGCAAAACGCCCCCGCUGGAUUCGCUCGCGCUACAGAUGCAGCCAGCCGCGCCUAACGAAAGCGUCUUUGGCUUCGAUCACGAGUGCCUCUACGUACGUGCAAAGGAUUCCGGGCGCAUAGUCGCUCUUCGCAUCCACCAACGCAAAGAAAUCGUGCGCUGGGUCACUGCGCUUUAUUAUCAGAGUAUCGGGAAUGAAAAGGUAGAACAGAAGAAGGGCAACACCACAAACAGGAAUAGCAGGCACGUCGUUUUACCUGCAGAGACUACUGAGCCAGUGCCAGAGACUCGCAAGAAGAGCGUGUCCUUCCAGGAAGAACCUCAGGUGCGCGUACUGCCGGAACAGGCCUACGACCCAGCCGAUCUCUUUUACUCGGAGGAUGACUACGAGCAGUUUUUGAUGGAAAGGCCCUCACAUCUGUCCAGCCUCAUGAGCACUAUUUAUUCGAAGACAGCGGCUAAGCUACGUGUAUCCAGGAAGAGAUAAGACGAGGAAUAAUUGCUUUGUUUUUCGUCUCAAUUAUCUGACGACUUGGAAUUUAAUCUGUAGUGAGCUGUUGCGUGACGCAGUUCAGCUAUAUGAUAAAGACUAAACGUUUUAAUUUUGGAUUUUGUGGGAGUUUGUGCAAUA
Messenger RNA from Phytophthora nicotianae INRA-310, 1065 nucleotides. RefSeq lists its product as hypothetical. The transcript has a single exon. Bases 181 to 921 code for a protein of 246 amino acids. Lineage: Eukaryota; Oomycota; Peronosporomycetes; Peronosporales; Peronosporaceae. The record is from RefSeq and is a predicted model, not a curated record.